This is a messenger RNA of Helianthus annuus (common sunflower), 1375 nucleotides long. RefSeq names its product dnaJ homolog subfamily B member 4. Lineage: Eukaryota; Viridiplantae; Streptophyta; Magnoliopsida; Asterales; Asteraceae. Gene Ontology annotation, cellular component: cytosol. The transcript has 2 exons. The record is from RefSeq and is a predicted model, not a curated record. Bases 146 to 1147 code for a protein of 333 amino acids. Gene Ontology annotation, molecular function: protein-folding chaperone binding.
CGUCAAAUCGUUGCCACCUAUACAUACAAAUCCACAUAUCUAUAUCACCACCGUUCAUCACACACACACUCUCUUCAUCCCUUUCACAAACAACCUUCAACCACCAAAAAUCAACAAAAUUCCACAAAAAAAUUCUACAAAAUCAAUGGGCGUCGAUUACUACAACAUCCUGAAAGUGAAUCGAACUGUAACCGAUGAAGAUCUGAAGAAAUCAUACAAAAAACUCGCGAUGAAAUGGCAUCCAGACAAGAACAUCGCAUCAUCAACCGAUGAUAAAGUCGCUGAAUCGAAGUUUAAACAGAUCUCCGAAGCGUAUUACGUUCUAUCGGAUCCGAAAAAGCGUCAGAUCUAUGAUAUGUACGGUGAAGAAGGUUUGAAAUCUGGAGUUUAUGAUGAAUCGAUGUUGUCACCGACGGUUUCUAGUGGUACGAAUAAGAGUAGAUCUGGUGCGAGGUUUAGGUUUGAUCCGAGAGAUGCAGAUGAGAUAUUUGCGGAGUUUUUUUACGGAUCGGAAGGUAGGGUUUCGGAUGGAGUUUUGAAGAGUGAGAAGAAGAAGAUGAGUGAGAAGACGAAGAGUGAGAGGAAGGCGGAGACGGUGGAGAAUAAGUUGAGUUGUAGUUUGGAGGAGUUGUAUAGAGGAUCCAAGAGGAAAAUGCAGAUUUCGAGGAUUGUGCUUGAUGAUAACGGAAAACCCGGGACUCUGGAAGAAAUCCUAACAAUACACAUCAAACCAGGCUGGAAAAAAGGAACGAAAAUCACAUUCCCCGAGAAAGGAAACCAAGAACCCGGAGCAGCCGCAGGCGACCUAAUAUUCGUAAUCGACGAAAAGCCACACGACACAUUCAAACGGGACGGUAACGAUUUAGUUUUCACAAAAAGAAUCACUCUCUUAGAAGCUCUGACCGGAAAAACAAUCAAGGUGACGACAUUAGACGGUAGAAAUCUCGUGAUUCCGAUCACCGACAUCAUCAAACCGGGCCACGAAGAAGUGAUUCAAAACGAAGGGAUGCCGAUUUCGAAAGAACCCGGGAAGAAAGGUAACUUGAGGAUCAAGAUUGAUAUUAAGUUUCCGUCGAGAUUAACGGGUGAACAGAAAUUGGAUCUUAAACGGGUUUUGGGUGCCGGAAGAGUUGUUGUCGAAGACUAGUUUGGUAAUAAGGCGAGUUUUUCUAAUCGUUAACUAUGCGAGUGUGUACAUACAUGGGUAACUUUGUUGGUGGUGUUAUUAAUUAUGAGAUAUGGAAUUGUGGAUAGUAGAAAUACUUUUGAAAUAAGUAUAUAACUAGUUAAGUGUUGAGUUAACUCGUAUAUAUAUAUAUAUAUUGUUUUUAAUUGUGGUACACAAGGCGGUUAUGUAAUCAUAUAAUUUACUCUC